AUGCCUAGGCCCGCAUCGCAAGCCUCGCAAGGCUGGACAGCGCUCGAUGAAGACGCCCGCAGCCCGCAGCCUCGACCCAACAGGCAUAAGGGCCAGCUCACUAAGCUGCCAGGCGGCAACAAGGCCCUAGGUGCUUUCGUCCUCAGCCUCGUCGCCUACACGCUGCAGACCGAGUGCGCACAGUAUGUGCAGCAGGCGCUCAACUACCGCAAGCCAUUCCUCUCGCUGUAUCUCGGCCACAGCGCCUUCACCGUCCUCUUCCCCGCGCACCUCGCCAUCCUCUGCUACUCGACCCGGUACCCGCUCUCGCAUUACCUGCACCUCAUCUCUCAGAAUCUGAGAUGGCAGCUUCGCACCCCUUCGGCGCCCCUCCCCCGUCAAGGUCCCGACGCGGUCCGAAGGCGUCUCAGCAUCGCCAGCGGGCGUGGAGUCGAGACCGACGCCGGCCGCGACGAUGGUGCUGCCGCGACAAUGCCCGAGUGGAACCAGGUCGAUCUCGAGGACGGUGACGCCAGACUCAAACUGCACACCGGAGCACGCUCGCUGGGCGCCUGGCUCGAGGACCGCAUCGGCUUUGACGCCAUCCGUCUGCUCGGUCUUCUCGCCAUCCUCACCCUCGGCAUCACCGUCCCUGCCCUCAGCUGGUACUCGGCGGUCCCGAUGACGUCGAUGGCCGACAUCACCGCCAUCUACAACACCUUUUCCGUGUGGGCACUCGUCUUUUCCGUCUGGUUCCUGGGCGAAAAGUGGCAGAAGCGCAAGGUGUUCUCUGUCCUGCUGGCCUGCUUCGGCGUAGUAGUCGUGGCAUACGGCGGCGCUGAGCACCGCAAGCAGCCAAAGGAGCUCGAUCCAGUGUAUGGCAAGCCCGACGCGCCCGCGUCGAACGCCACGCUCCUCGCUGCCGAGACAAUGCUGCGACGAGCGGCGUUCGCGGCGCUCGUGCCCCUCGCGCCGAGAGCCGGGGCGGACGGCGAGACACAGGCUGAGACGCCCAAGUUCUCCAACCCGAUGCUCGGCAACCUGCUCGCCCUGGUCGGCGCUGUCACCAUGGCGGCCUACGAGAUGGCCUUCAAGCUGAUUGGCACACUGCCAGACGAGGAGAAGCAGCGCGAUCUCUACUCGGCCGUCGGGAGCGCUCAGCGACGCCGAUCAAGGAGCUAUCUCGAGCAUCACGGAUCUCGCGCGGCCGACCAAGCCGGAAUGGAGGGCCAAGGCCUUCUCGACGAGACUCGAAGGGCGACGGUCAAGAAGGACCAGGCGGAUGACGUCCAGCGACACGUACUGGGUGAAAGCGAGGACGGCGCGAACGAUGACGAUGACGAGACGGCCGACAUCAAGGACGGCAGCGCAAGAGACAGGCUGUCGCAUCUGCUGGCAGGCGAGAGAUCUUCGAUCUGGAACCAUUCUGCCAGCAGCGAUGGCGACCCAUACUCGUCUUACCAGACCAUGACGCCACCAGCAGAGCUAGCCGCCGAUGGCGAUGUCGGUUCCGCCGACGUCAAGAAGGACGAAGGUGCUGACAGCAACGGGGUGAGGGUGCAGGCCAGGGCGGUGCAGUACGGCGAUGACGAGAGCGACGUGACCGAGAGCGAGCUCGACGAGGGCGAGGCAGAGGAGAUCCAACACGGCGCCCACCGACUGCACCGCAACCCGUCGUACGCGUCGACCAAGCGACAGAGCCGCCACCAUGCCUCGGCGGCGGAUUAUCACGACGCUGUCUGCGGCGACGACGGUGAUGGUGACGAUGGCGGUCAACCUGACCGGGGCAAGUCGUCGCGCGACAUCCAUCGGGACACUUCGAUCCCACCGCCGCUGCCCUUUGGGCUCCAUGCCAACCUUAUGACGUCGGGGAUAGGGCUGGUGACGCUCUGCUGCCUCUGGCUGGGCCUGCCCGCGGCUCACUACCUGGGUUGGGAGAGGUUUGAGCUGCCGCCGAACCUCUGGACGGUGUUUUCGAUUGGCGUGGUGGUGACGUGCGGCAUCUUUUUCAACGCUGCGUUUAUGAUUCUGCUGUCGCUGUGGGGGCCGGUGCUUGCGAGCGUCAGCUGCCUUCUGACGACGGUGCUCGUCGAGAUCGCCGACGUGCUGCUCGGGCGGGAGCUCAAGCUUGCCAGCGUGCUGGGCUGCGCCCUGGUCGCUGCUGGAUUCGGCGUGCUGGUCGGAGGUGGUCGCGAAGGUCUCCACUGA
Messenger RNA from Pseudozyma flocculosa PF-1, 2187 nucleotides. RefSeq lists its product as uncharacterized. The record is from RefSeq and is a predicted model, not a curated record. The transcript is spliced from 4 exons. Gene Ontology annotation, cellular component: membrane. Lineage: Eukaryota; Fungi; Basidiomycota; Ustilaginomycetes; Ustilaginales; Ustilaginaceae. The coding region runs from base 1 to 2187 and encodes 728 amino acids.